GCGGGUGUGGUAGUCUGGUAGACGCCUGUGUGAGCUGCGGCGUGAUGCUGUGCCGGGAGCUGCUGUUGGUGGCGGUGGUGGUGGUGCAGGUAUGGGCUGACAUCUGCCCUGGAGGGGAAGUCAAAUGUCCUGAGAACACAACCUGCUGUCAGCUUGCUAACCUUGAGUUUGGGUGCUGCAAGUAUCCCGAAGCUCAGUGCUGCCGUGACCGUGUGCACUGUUGUCCCCACAGCUACAAGUGUGAUGAGCGUCAACAGUCUUGCCUCAAGAAUGGCUUCCCUGCUGUGUCCUUUGCACAAACAUCAGUGAAGCCUGAGUUGGUUCAGGAAGCAGACUUGUUGGAGCUUGUCUCCCCUCAGCAGACACACUUUCUGGAAACCAACCACAUUGAUGGACAUGAAAUAUUUUCAGGUGAAUUUAGCAGCAGAACCUGUCCUGAUGGCCAUGAGUGCCCCAGCUCCUUCACCUGCUGCAAGAUGUUCCGGGGCUGUUACGGCUGCUGUCCCUACAGUGAUGCCAAGUGCUGCAAGGAUGGCUUCCACUGCUGCCCCCAUGGCUCCCAGUGUGACCCAGUGACUGGUGGAUGUGAGAACAGUGGCAAUUGGCUGGGCAAAAUGGCUUCCUUAAUGAGAAGUCAGCCCCCAAGGAAGCCUGAGCCUAAGCCUGAACCUGAAACUGUACUUGAAGUUGAAUCUGAGCUUGAACCACUGGAAGUUGCAGAUCCAGGGGGCAAGUGUCCUGAUGGUCACCCAUGUCUGGAGAAGUUUACGUGCUGCAAGGUGCAAGAUGGAGGAUAUGGUUGCUGUCCUUACACUGAGGCUGUCUGCUGCACUGACCUCAUACACUGCUGCCCCAAAAAUACCAACUGCAACAAUUCUCGGGGCACUUGUGAUGCAUCCAGUAGUUUCUCAGUGCAGUCAUUCUCCUUGGCUACUAUGAAACUGUCCACCAUCUCAGCACAGCCAGCAGCCUCCCCAGCAGAAAAGGCAGAAGAGACAAGUGAUGGUCCCAAUGGUCUUUGCCCUGACCGAAGGAGCAGAUGUAACCCAGGCAAUACUUGUUGUAUGAUGCGUGAUGGCUCCUACGGCUGCUGUCCCAUGCCUCAGGCAACGUGCUGUUCUGACCAUGAGCAUUGUUGUCCGCAUGGUUAUCGCUGUGCUUCUGGAGGCAUGUGUCAGAGAGAGUCUAUUGUGGCUGCCUACCCCUUCCUUCCUGCAGUCUUAGUACCUGAGAAACCAAUGGCAGUCCCAAGUGAGCCGUCUGUCACUGUAGAGGAGGAAUACGUGCCUUGCCCUGACCGCUCCAUGUGUCCAGAUGGAAACACCUGCUGCAGCAUCUCGUCUUACCGCUAUGGCUGCUGCCCAAUGCCUCAUGCAACAUGCUGUGGAGACAUGAGGCACUGCUGUCCUCAUGGGUACUGGUGUGCUGACCAAGGGUGUGAGAGGAUGGAGGCAGGCACCCUCAACAAAACACUCAUUAUGCACCACUCAAUUGAGUCCGGUUCUCCCAAAGUGAUGUUUGCUCCUUAAUCACCUUUGGAUUCUGUGGUGUAGAAGUAUUUUUCUUGGCUCUUAUUUCCCAUGAAGGAGACACUGUCUUGCCCCAUAGUCAACAUUGGGCUGGUUUGUGAUGAUUGGAUUAUUAUUUUGUCUUUUUUUUUUUCCUGCAUGAAAGGGUACAAUCUCUAUGGGCAUUGUAUUUGUAGUUGUAAGUUUUUUUAUAUCUUUGUAAAAUGUUCUGCAGUGGUGUAAAGAGAGGCAUGUAAGAGUGCCUGGCCUUAUUUCCUACUUGCUCUGAGAACAAGUUUGUCUUCCCUUGUAGAGCUGACAGAUCUCUGGAUUUUAAUGACGGUGAGGAAAAAUUAACUAUUCUGUCAUCUAAUCAAAAAGUAAUCCGGAGGAAAAGUUUUGUUGAAGGAAUACACAUUGAAGUGGAAAAAAGGAAACACUAAUGGUAAUCUUUAAUUUUUGUGAAUUAUUACUAAGUGCAGUAUUGAAGUGUACAUGGAUAUUUGACAUUCCUGGUCUUGUUAUGGACUUAUUUUUUACAAUUUUUACUAGUGUUUACAAUAUUGCAUAUUAAUCUGCAGCAUUAUUAUUGAAACUCAGAUUGAUAAUGAAAUUGAUAAUUAAAUUACUUAAAUUUUUAUCAGAUUGUGGGAUUACUUCAAUACUGCAUAAUAUAGAGACAAUUUGGAAAUUUUUUAAAACCUCUCCAAAUACUUUUCAAUAUCAUGAGUAACAUUAUUGAGAAACUGUCUUUGAAAUCAGUAAUUGGCUUGGAACUCGCUCCCUUUAUAGUAAAAAUAUGCUGUCUUUCAACUGUGGCCUUGAAGUUCUCAGAUAUUUAGAAGCUAUAAUUCCUUUUCAAUAUACAGAAUUAUUCUUGGCAUCCCAGCAGUCAUCUUAAAUAAGAACUGUCUCCUGUCCUGUGUCACUUUUUUGUGGAGAUAGUGUGACACGUGAAUGUGAGAGAACAAGCAAGUCUUUGAGGGAGUACUCGUGUGAUAGGGUGGAUGCUGAGUGAGUGAUGAGGUGAUGGGAAUGACUGGAAGAGUGUGCAGGGAGGGUGACCAUGGGAGAAGAGCUGGUGAUGUCCAUAAGUAAAGGAGAUCUCUGUAGCUCCCAUUGUUAGUACAGGUCAUGGGUUUUGGGUCAAUCGAGUUAAGUAGGAUGAAAUAUAGAUAAAAUUUAUUAUUACUAAAUAAGAAAUCUCAAUUUCCAGGAUAAAAUUGUUUAUGAUUUUCAUGGAGCUGUGGUGAUGAAAUAAUGAUGAUAUGGAUGAUGUACAGUGUGUGCCACAUGUUUUAUGCAUAACGUAUUGUAGUGUAAAUAUUUCAGUUCAGCAUUUAUUGUGGAAGAAAUUUAUUCAACUAAUUGGAAAGAUGCUUGUAUUUACUUUUUGUGACAAUAAAAUGUAUAAAAGUAA
Messenger RNA from Portunus trituberculatus (swimming crab), 2928 nucleotides. Its product is annotated as progranulin-like. Bases 45 to 1529 code for a protein of 494 amino acids. Lineage: Eukaryota; Metazoa; Arthropoda; Malacostraca; Decapoda; Portunidae. The record is from RefSeq and is a predicted model, not a curated record. Gene Ontology annotation, cellular component: extracellular region. The transcript has 10 exons.